AUGGUGUCGAUGAGUAGAAAGAUGCCUCCGCCUUCAGGUACAAUGCAACAGGAACAAGAGCAGCAGCAAGACCAGCAAGACCUCCAGGAUGCACAGAUUUGUGAAUUGUGCGAGAUGGGACUGGAGCAAUUGAGCCAGACAAAUGAUGAGGCUUCUCUUGCAGUGGGGAAAUCUGUGCCUACUUCAAAAGAAGUGGUGGUUGAUGAACAACAAACUCAACCACAAGGGGCACAGGGACUGGAUCAAUUGAGCCAGACAAAUGAUGAGAAUUCUCUUCCAGUGGGGAAAUUCGUGCCUACUUCAAAAGAAGUGCUGAACAUGCAACAAAUAUCUCCACGACAGAAAAGAAGAGAUUCCAUAAAGAUUCCACCGGCCGAGAUUCAGGAAGACAGUUACCAGACAACCCAGGAGAAGAACACUCAGGAAGAUGUCACAGGAAGCGUUGAUUUGGAUAAAGAUGUGAAUGAGACUAUAGAAGCAGAAGAAUAUCCAGUACCAUCUGCACUCGACGAAACAAAGAAUCCCACUCCUUCCAUCGAUGAAAUCAUAAGAAGGGCCAGUGCACCAGCUUCAGAAUCAUUGAGAGAUACCAAAAAACUAGAGAUUAUUGCGGCUGUUGCAGAACAAGUUGAGAAAAACUCAAAGGUGGUUGAAGCAGUCCCUUUAAGCAUAAUUCCACCCGAUUGGAAUAUUGCUUCUACCACGGGUGGUCUACUCAUGCUGGAUAAAAAUGAGUGUACCAGGCCACCGCCUGCAAUCUCAAAGAAAGCUGAUGUACUUGAUGAAGGGUUAACAAAGACAGUGGAAAAGAUCCUCAAUGAAAAACCUAGGAGGAGAAAUCCACCAAGAGUCCACCGGUUGCCCGAACGGUUCAGGUCGCCGUUCAUGCUGCAGAAGAAAAACAAGAAAAAAUUCAUACAGUUGACAGAGGAGAAGAAGAAAAUGACCCAAGAAGAAGCCCUGAAUUUCUUGUUUGAAUUUGGAAAAAUUGUUUGGGCUGACAGGACAGCAUUCUAUUCCAUGAGGGAAGGGACAUGGAUAGAAAACAGCAUCAUAGAUGCUUGGGCUGUCAUCCUAAACAAAGAAGAAGCUAAAUGUGAUUCCCCAAGUCGGAUAUUCUUUGGUGUUUCCUCAUUUGAUACAAUCAGUCGAUACAACCAGUUGGGCAGUAACAAAGAAGAAUUAGAGUUUACAUUCUAUGAGAGGUUGGCUCUUGAACUAGAAGAACAAGGCCCUCAGUGUAGCAUCCCUGAUAGCGGCAAAAGCUAUCUGCUUCCCAGUACACUACCGAGAGCAUUACUUCUAGUAUGUGUUGCUGGUUCAAGAAAAGAAAGUGCUUACAUUCAACAAUCUUCAUGCAAAAGAUCUGGACUACUACAAGCCAACAAAAGAUCUACUUGUGAGUGA
Molecule: messenger RNA, 1407 nt
Organism: Oldenlandia corymbosa var. corymbosa
Lineage: Eukaryota; Viridiplantae; Streptophyta; Magnoliopsida; Gentianales; Rubiaceae
Source: the annotation of a GenBank genome assembly